Messenger RNA from Penicillium verhagenii, 2586 nucleotides. It is a transcript of the gene niaD, whose product is annotated as nitrate reductase NiaD. The coding region runs from base 1 to 2586 and encodes 861 amino acids. NCBI's taxonomy places the organism in Eukaryota, Fungi, Ascomycota, Eurotiomycetes, Eurotiales, Aspergillaceae. Gene Ontology annotation, molecular function: molybdopterin cofactor binding; nitrate reductase (NADPH) activity; molybdenum ion binding. The record is from RefSeq and is a predicted model, not a curated record. Gene Ontology annotation, biological process: nitrate assimilation; nitric oxide biosynthetic process. The transcript has 7 exons.
AUGGCGACAUUUACAGAGACACUCGUCAAAAAGGACGAUUCAUUCACGACGAAGGGGGCCCGGUUUCAUGAUCUACCGACUCCCAAGGAGUAUGACAUCCCUCUCCCUCCUCCAUCAGUCAACCCGACCGAGAUUCUAGAAGUGGAUAAAGGCACGCCCGAUAGCCAUGUUCCCCGUGAUCCACGACUUAUCCGAUUAACUGGUAUUCAUCCAUUCAACGUUGAGCCACCACUUAGCGCGUUAUACAAAGAAGGCUUCCUCACAUCACCGGAACUAUUCUACGUUCGAAAUCAUGGCCCUGUACCGCAAGUCCGAGAUGAAGAUAUACCCAACUGGGAACUGAGCAUAGAAGGCCUAGUGGAAACCCCAAUAACGCUAAGCUUUCGAGAUAUCCUUCAAAAAUACGAUCAAAUCACCACACCAAUCACACUCGUCUGUGCCGGAAACAGACGAAAAGAACAAAAUACAGUCCGAAAGUCCAAAGGGUUCUCAUGGGGCCCGGCUGGACUUUCAACGGCACUAUGGACCGGCCCCAUGAUGGCCGAUAUCCUACGCAGUGCAAAGCCGCUCCGAAAAGCCAAGUACGUGUGCAUGGAAGGAGCCGAUAAGCUACCAAAUGGGUAUUAUGGCACAUCCGUCAAAUUAAACUUGGCUAUGGACUUCAACAGAGGGAUCAUGUUGGCUCAUAAGAUGAAUGGCGAGGACUUGCGCCCAGAUCAUGGUAGACCUUUAAGAGCAGUGGUGCCUGGACAGAUUGGUGGGCGGAGUGUCAAGUGGCUUAAGAAGCUCAUUGUGACUGAGGCGCCCAGUGAAAAUUGGUAUCACAUCUACGAUAACCGGGUGUUACCGACAAUGGUUUCGCCGGAGAUGGCGGCCCAGGACACCAAAUGGUGGACUGAUGAGCGGUAUGCCAUUUAUGAUCUCAAUGUCAACUCCGUGGCGGCCUUCCCCGAGCAUGAGGAAGUACUGGACUUGACAACUGCCGGGUCGACAUAUACGGCGAAAGGGUACGCCUACGCGGGAGGUGGUCGAAGAAUAACAAGAGUUGACAUCUCUCUUGACAAAGGCAAAUCAUGGCGACUUGCCAACAUUGAGUACGCCGAAGACAAGUACAGAGAUUUCGAGGGCGAUCUUUUUGGUGGAAAGGUGGACAUGUGGAAACGGGAAAGUUGUUUCUGCUGGUCAUUUUGGUCUCUUGAAAUACCGGUCUCCGACCUGGAGAGCAGCGAUGCGCUGCUUGUCAGGGCCAUGGACGAUGGAAUGAUGGUGCAACCCCGAGACAUGUACUGGUCCGUCCUGGGUAUGAUGAACAACCCCUGGUUCCGAGUCACAAUCACAAAAGAAGGCAAACGCCUCAAGUUUGAGCACCCAACUCAUCCUGCAAGGGCUGGAGGUUGGAUGGAAAAGGCCAAGAAAGCAGGUGGUGAUUUGACAAAUGGAAAUUGGGGCGAGAAAAUCGAGGGAGAAGUUCCCGUUGAGCCGGAGCCCGUGAAAGAAAUCAAUAUGAAGAAAGAGGGAUUGAGUCGUGUUAUUGAUUUACAAGAGCUCAAGGCAAAUAGCAGUGCUGAAAAGCCUUGGUUCGUUGUGAGUGGGGAGGUAUAUGAUGGGACAGGGUUUCUCGAGGGCCAUCCGGGUGGAGCAAUCAGUAUCACUUCUUCGGCCGGGUUGGAUGUUUCAGAGGACUUCCUUGCUAUCCACAGCGAAACGGCCAAGUUAAUGAUGCCCGAAUAUCAUAUUGGAACGCUGGAUAAAGCCUCCCUCGAAUCUCUCAACAGCGACUCGACGGCAGUUUCAGCUGAACCACGCUCAAUCUUCCUCCAGUCACGCUCAUGGGCAAAAAUGAAGCUUUCUGAGGUAAAGAACGUAUCAUGGGACACCAAAAUUUUCGUCUUUGACCUAGAGCACGACGGACAAUCCCUAGGCCUACCAAUAGGCCAACACUUGAUGAUCAAAGUCCCAGACCCAACCAACAAGGAAGCAAUCAUUCGAUCCUACACCCCCAUCUCCGACACAAACGUGAAAGGAAAGAUGGAAUUGUUAGUCAAAAUCUAUUUCCCGACUGGAAAUAUCCCCGGCGGCAAGAUGACCAUGGCACUCGAUGCGUUGGUCGUAGGAGCCGAGAUAGACUGCAAAGGACCCACAGGUCGGUUCGAGUAUCUUGGAAACGGCCGGGUCACGAUCAGCGGUAAAGAGCGCAAGGUCCGCUCAUUCAAGAUGAUCUGCGGUGGGACUGGUCUCACUCCCAUUUUCCAGGUUCUGCGUGCCGUCAUGCUGGAUCAUCAGGAUCCUACUACGUGUGUUGUCCUCGAUGGCAACAGAUUAGAAGAAGAUAUCCUUUGUCGAGCUGAGCUUGAUGCGUAUGUGGCUGUUGACAGCCGCAAAUGCACCGUCGUGCAUACUUUGUCGAAGGCGUCAGACAAAUGGGUCGGUCGCCGGGGGCGUAUCUCUGAAGAGUUGAUCAAAGAGUACGCGGCGCCUGGAGAGGAUAGUAUGGCCAUCAUUUGUGGGCCAGAGGCGAUGGAGAAGUCUGCUCGCAAGAUUCUCCUAGAUCAAGGCUGGGCAGAGUCAGAUCUCCAUUUCUUCUGA